Vigna unguiculata (cowpea) is the source of this 1233-nucleotide messenger RNA. RefSeq names its product LEAF RUST 10 DISEASE-RESISTANCE LOCUS RECEPTOR-LIKE PROTEIN KINASE-like 2.1. Gene Ontology annotation, molecular function: ATP binding; polysaccharide binding; protein kinase activity. The record is from RefSeq and is a predicted model, not a curated record. NCBI's taxonomy places the organism in Eukaryota, Viridiplantae, Streptophyta, Magnoliopsida, Fabales, Fabaceae. Gene Ontology annotation, biological process: protein phosphorylation.
UCCAGAGAAUAAAAAUGACCAGACGUUCAUUACCGGUCGAGAAUGAUUUGGGAGAAGUUAUAGGUCAAGAUAUUCUACCAAUAUUCAUAAUAGCUAGAUAUUUAUUUAUAUUUUCACUUUUGUUAGUGCUAAUCAUCUAUAAAUGGCGAAGAAGACAUUUUUCAAUGUAUGAAAACAUUGAAAAUUUUUUGUUAGAAAACAACAUAAAUCCCAUUAGAUAUGAGUAUCGAGCGGUGAAGAAAAUGACUAAAGGUUUCAAAGUGAAGUUAGGAGAAGGAGGUUUUGGUUGUGUGUACAAAGGAAAGCUUCGAAGUGGGUUAGAUGUUGCUGUAAAGAUGUUGAGCAAAUCCAAAGAUAAUGGACAAGAAUUUGUAAAUGAAGUAGCUACCAUUGGAAGAAUACAUCAUGUGAAUGUAGUAAGUCUUAUUGGAUAUUGUGUGGAAGGAAAAAAACGUGGUUUAAUUUAUGAAUACAUGUCUAAGGGGUCAUUGGAUCAAUAUAUUUUCUCUAAAGAAGGAAGUGUUCCUCUAAGUUAUGAAAAGAUAUAUGAAAUAUCUCUUGGGAUUGCUCAUGGGAUAUUAUAUCUACAUCGAGGUUGUGAUGUGCAAAUUUUACAUUUCGAUAUCAAGCCUCAUAAUAUUCUUUUAGAUGAUAACUUUAUUCCAAAGGUUUCAGAUUUUGGACUUGCAAAGUUGUAUCCUACAAAAGAUGGAUCCAUUAUUUUGACUACAAUAAGAGGAACAUUGGGUUACAUGGCUCCAGAAUUAUUCUACAAAAAUGUAGGUGGAGUUUCUUAUAAAGCUGAUGUCUAUAGUUUUGGAAUGCUUUUGAUGGAAAUAACAAGUAGGAGGAAAAACUCAAAUCCUCUUGCACAACAUUCAAGUCAACAUUAUUUUCCUUUUUGGAUUCAUGAUCAAUUUAAAGAAGAAAAAAAUAUUGACAUGAAAGAUGCUUCAGAAAUGGAUAAUAUUCUCAUGAAAAAAAUGUUCAUAGUUGCACUUUGGUGUAUACAAUUCAAACCAAGUGACCGUCCAUCAAUGAGCAAGGUUAUAGAGAUGCUUGAAGCAAAAGUUGAAACUCUUGAAAUUCCUCCAAAACCUUCAUUUUAUCUUCAUGAAAUAUUAGAGCAUGGUGGUGCAAUCUACUCUGAUGAAACACCAUGGAGUGAUUCAAUUAGUUCUAAUGUGAAUGUCGAUACAAAUAUGCCUAAUAAGUAAUUUUUGGAAUAGUUGA